UGUCCUGUAUCGAGGGAAUCAUUAUACCAAAUUAUGCCUCUAAGGACCAUAAGUUUCGUUCCGAAUGUUUUGGUUUGGUUGAACUCUCCGAAACUCAGAAAUAUCAAUUAAGUAGGUAAUUCUACUUUGAUAAGUUUAAUUUAAUAUUAGAUAUCCACUUAUUUAAUUGGAGUUCAUAUUAUUCAUGAUCACGUAGCUAAAGUAAGGUCAGUAGGUCAUCGCGUACAAACAUCAACCGCAUACAGAUGCGGACAUUAGGUAUCUGAUUGUUAUAAAGUUGAUAAACUAGUUAACUAUGUCGUCGAUAACAUUACCUACACCGUUAUCUCUGCUUCUUAGUCUACUCUGUUACAUAACUUCUCGAAAGAUGUAAAUAACACCAAUGAUUUAUUACACCAAUGUGCCUCAGUAAUAUAAAUAAGUUUAAUCAGUAUAAAAACAGCGCUUGAAGAAUUCACAUCACAAAUAUUCUAUAGAAGAUACAAGAUGAAAAUAGUAAUAACAGGAGCCGCUGGGUUUCUUGGCGCUCGGCUGGCAAGAGCCUUACUGGCCCCAAACUCCGCAUUGCCUGUCUCCGAGCUGGUGCUCGUAGAUGUGACGGCGCCGACUCCACCUCCUGCCAGCAUACCAGUGCGGGCCCUAGCACUGGACCUAGCCGCACCGGGUGUCGCAGAACAAAUCAUCGAGUCCGAUACGGCAGUGUUCUUCCAUCUAGCGGCCAUCGUCAGCGGGAACGCGGAGAAAGACUUCGACUUGGGAUUUCGCGUUAAUUUCGAUGCGACCCGCGCGCUGCUGGAGGCGGCACGGCGCCGCGCUUCGGACCUGGUAUUCGUCAUGACUAGUACUGUGGGGGUGUACGGUGGAACGUUACCGGACGCGCCGGACGAGGACUUCGCACCGAUGCCGCAGACGUCGUACGGUUGCGCCAAGGCGAUGGCGGAGCUACUGGUGAGCGAGUACGGGCGGCGCGGCUGGAGCGACGCCCGCGUAGUUCGUCUCCCGACGGUCUCGGUACGCGGGGGAAGCGCCAACACCGCCAUUUCGUCUUUUGCGAGCGAUAUCGUCAGAGAAACGCUCGAGGGCCGCGAAGCGACGGUGCCGGUGCCCCCGGAGCUGUGCAUGUGGCUGACGGGUCCGGCGACGGUGGUGCACAACUUGGUUUACGCGGCGACGCUGCCGGCGACCGCCUGGAAGGAGCGGCGCGUGCUGGCGCUGCCGGGGCUGACGGUGCCGACGCGGGAGCUGGUGGCGGCGCUGGGCCGCGUGUGCGGGCCGCAGUGCGCGGCGCGCGUCCGCUGGCGGCCCGACGCGGCGCUGGCGGCCAUGCUGGCGUCGGUGCCGGCGCGCCUGGACGCGCGGCGGGCACUCGAGCUCGGCUUUCGCGAGGACAAGAGUUAUGACGACCUCAUCCGCGAGUACAUACGGGACGACCUCGGCGGCCGCAUACCCACGUAGCCACAUUUCAAUUGAUUUAAAAAAAAACUAAGAUUUUUCAAUAAUUGGUUUAUUUAUUCAAAAAUAAAGAUGCUCAAACCAGGGAUCGGAACCGGUUUUUCGCAAAAACAUCGAAAUAACCAUAUAUUUCGGUUUAUUUUAUACUCAAAAUGUAGGAGUCAGUUGUGUUUUUAGAUAACGACUUCGUAUUAUUAGAUUGCCCGAUUAGGAAUGAAAUAAUUAACAAAGAACGAAAAAAUACCGUUUUCGUUCCCAUACAAAAAAUACCGGUUUCCGAUCCCUGGCUCAAACAAAUGUAACUUU
Cydia pomonella (codling moth) is the source of this 1758-nucleotide messenger RNA. RefSeq names its product D-erythronate dehydrogenase-like. The record is from RefSeq and is a predicted model, not a curated record. The coding region runs from base 487 to 1455 and encodes 322 amino acids. The transcript has a single exon. NCBI's taxonomy places the organism in Eukaryota, Metazoa, Arthropoda, Insecta, Lepidoptera, Tortricidae.